AUAUAUCUCACAAAUCAAUCCUUCUUCAAGCUUUCUCUUACAAAACAAGAAAUAUGGACUUUUUUGAGCUGUGUUUGUAGUUGUAACUUAUUCUUCUUCUUUUUUUUUUUAGCUAUGGAGACUCUGCAUCCACUCUCUCACCUACCUAUCUCUGACCACCGGUUCGUCGUUGAAGAGAUAAUGAGCUUACACAGCUCGAGCAGCAGCAGCAGCAACUGGACUAAAGAAGAGAACAAGAUGUUCGAACGAGCUCUUGCCAUCUACGCUGAAGACUCGCCUGAUCGCUGGUUCAAAGUUGCUUCCAUGAUCCCUGGGAAGACUGUUUUGGAUGUCAUGAAUCAAUAUAGUAAGCUCGAAGAAGACGUUUCUGAUAUCGAAGCAGGACGUGUGCCCAUUCCUGGUUACCCUGCAGCUUCUUAUUCUCCCUUGGCGUUUGACCCUGACACUUGUCGGAAACGGCCUAAUGGAGCCAGAGGAUCUNGUUGA
Camelina sativa (false flax) is the source of this 486-nucleotide messenger RNA. The record is from RefSeq and is a predicted model, not a curated record. NCBI's taxonomy places the organism in Eukaryota, Viridiplantae, Streptophyta, Magnoliopsida, Brassicales, Brassicaceae.